Dinoponera quadriceps is the source of this 1419-nucleotide messenger RNA. RefSeq names its product piggyBac transposable element-derived protein 4-like. NCBI's taxonomy places the organism in Eukaryota, Metazoa, Arthropoda, Insecta, Hymenoptera, Formicidae. The coding region runs from base 1 to 1419 and encodes 472 amino acids. The record is from RefSeq and is a predicted model, not a curated record. The transcript is spliced from 2 exons.
AUGGCUUCAAAUGAAGAUUAUUCAUCAAGUACAUCAUCUGACGGUGCAGUUUUACAAAGAUCUUCAAAAAUAUUUCGACUGCUAUCAGACAGCGAGGAAAGUUCAUCGAGUAGUUCAUCCGAUAUGAUAAGAGCUUCCACGGUACGUCGGCGCCGAAUUGAGUCUGACAAUGAAACUAAAGCUGAAGAGAACGAUAACAAUGAAGAUGAUAUACCAGCAGAGUUUGAUGUGAAUUGGCGUAUUCCGUUAAGUAAUAAAACGAACAUCACAUUUUCGGAUUCGUCAGGUAUCAACGCAUAUCAAUCAGAAAUUUUUACUUAUACGGAACCACAUGAUUUUUAUUUCCGUUUUGUCACUGAUGAAAUAUUCGAAAUGAUUGCAAAGCAAACGAACAUCUAUGCUACGCAAAGAAAAUCAGAACUGCAAUCGCAUCGUUUAGAUCAAUGGUAUGAAACAAAUGCUAAUGAAAUAAAACGUUUCUUUGGUCUUAUUAUAUGGAUGGGAUUAGUGCGAUUACCAAAAAUUGAGUUGUAUUGGAGUAAAUAUGAAGGAUAUAACCUGACACUUCCACGUACAAUUAUGCCAAGAAAUCGAUUCGAAUUGUUAUUGCGGUUUGUUCAUUUCAGCAAUAAUGAAGAAAAUGAUCCUAAAAAUAGAUUAUCUAAAGUUGCUCAUAUUAUCAAUCAUUUGAACAGUAAUUUUAAGAAAUAUUAUAAACCAGAUGAGAUACUAUGCGUGGAUGAAUCCUUAGUGCCAUUUCGAGGCCGCAUAGUAUUUCGUCAAUAUAUAAAACAAAAACGUCACAGAUAUGGCAUUAAAGUUUUUAAAUUAUGUAAUGGCCCAGGGUACACUUAUUCAUUUCGAAUCUACACGGGCAAAGGCGAAAAUACAAAUGAAAUAUCUGGAAAUAAGUCGACUGAGAUUGUAAUGGCUCUUUGUCAAGAUAUUUUAGGCAAAGGCCACACUAUCUGCACAGAUAAUUGGUAUACAAGCGUUGACCUGGCGGAAAAAUUAAUUGAUAUGCAUACACAUUUAUUGGGUACCCUACGAAAAAAUCGGCAUGGCAAUCCAAAAGAAGUAGUGGCCCAAAAAUUAAAACGUGGAGAUGUUAUCGCGCGAGAAAAUAAAAUUGGAGUAACAGUUUUAAAAUGGAAAGAUAAAAGAGAUGUGUUGAUGCUAUCUACAAAACAUUCAGCAGAAAUGACAACUAUACAGAAAAGAAACUGUUCAAAAGAAAAGCCAAAAAUGGUAGUUGAAUAUAAUUUAGGGAAAUCUUCAGUCGACUUAUCUGAUCAAAUGAUUGCUUAUAGCUCACCACUGCAUAAAACUAUAAAAUGGUACAAGAAACUGGCAAUAGAGCUUUUACUAAAUACUUGUAUUGAUGAAAUUAGCAAUGUAUCUAAUGAAAUGCUCCGAUAA